Messenger RNA from Danio aesculapii, 1141 nucleotides. RefSeq names its product INO80 complex subunit E (gene ino80e). The transcript has 8 exons. NCBI's taxonomy places the organism in Eukaryota, Metazoa, Chordata, Actinopteri, Cypriniformes, Danionidae. The record is from RefSeq and is a predicted model, not a curated record. Gene Ontology annotation, biological process: chromatin remodeling. Gene Ontology annotation, cellular component: nucleus; Ino80 complex. Bases 366 to 1061 code for a protein of 231 amino acids.
ACAAAGAGCACGUCGAAUUCAGCAGCGUUGUACAUGACAUGCGUGAGAUGUGAGCUUUAUUCUUAAAUAUGGCUUAAAUUUGUUAGGCAUAUAUUAUUACAUUCUCAUUUGCUAUUUGGCAGUGGCUAAUAUGUUAUUGCAAGCAAUAAAUAUGUCGUUUGUUAAUUAAUUUACGUUAUGUUUAUGUAGCGUUAGCUUGGCUAAAAAUACUAGCAAUCUAUUGUAACGUUAGUGACUUAAAUUGCGGAGUAAACAUAGACAUUGCCAUUCGAAGGACAACAGUAAAGUUUCAGUCACUCGAGAUUCACAUGAAAUAGCAAAACCACUUGAAAGAACGACUGUAUAUUUACAUUUGGGCGUCCGACAUGAACGGGCAAGCUGAAGUAGAGGUGGAUUACAAGAGAAAAUACAAAAAUCUUAAACGCAAGUUAAAGUUUCUUGUGUAUGAGCAAGAGUGUUUUCAAGAAGAGCUGAGAAGAGCUCAGAGGAAACUAUUAAAAGUUUCUAGAGACAAAAGUUUUCUGUUGGACAGGCUGUUGCAGUAUGAAAGGGUGGAUGAAGAAUCAUCUGACUCUGAUGCAACAGUUUCCUCAGACAGUGAUGGAGAGGGAGCCAGAGAGAGAGACAGGGAAGCAGGGAAAAAGAGGAGGAGUCCUGGAGUUCCUCCUGUUCCGUCGUCCUCAUCUCCUCAUCUGUCUCUCCUGUCCCGCUCUGGUGCUCUCCAGUCCUCUGCUUCAGCACAAUACCUCAAUGCUUUACCCUUCCCUCCUGAGUAUUUGGCUCCCUCUGCUGAGCGAGUGAAGAAAGAGAGAAAAACAAAACUGGCCAAACACAGGAAAGAUGGUUCAGGGAAGGUGGUUGGUCCACUCUCUUCCAGUUACCCAGCGGGCAGUGGUGCAGCGGGGGGUGCGAGUGGGCCAUUCAGCUGGGUCCCGCAGCAGAUGCUGAGCGAAGACGCAGGAGAGGACGAGGGAGACAGUGAAGUAGAGAGUGACCGAGGAGAGGAGGAGAGAGGAGAGGGAGAUGAGGCAGAGUUGGUCAUUGACAUACCCAAUGAGUGAAGGUGCCGAAAGAAACUACAAGCAAAACAUGAUCAUUUUUGUUCUUUAAUGUUUUUUUUAUAUUAAAUAUUUUAAAUACA